This is a messenger RNA of Linum trigynum, 2843 nucleotides long. NCBI's taxonomy places the organism in Eukaryota, Viridiplantae, Streptophyta, Magnoliopsida, Malpighiales, Linaceae. The record is from the annotation of a GenBank genome assembly.
AAAAUCUUAAAAAUAAAAGAUAAUAAAUUAUAAACGAGACACAAUUUUCUUUACAUUAAAGCAACUUGUCAUAGCUAAGGCUUGUAGCAACUUGUCAUUUUGAUUAUAUGAACUUGUCAUUUAAAUUAUAUCAACUUGUCAUAUUGAUUGUAUCAUCACUAUCAGUCGAUAUGCGUACAAAUAUACGUAGGAUCCUAUUUAGCUAUCUUAAAUUAUAUCAACUUGUCAUUUAGAUUAUAUGAAUUCGUCUAUCUCAUAUAUAUAUUUUUUUUAAACACUUUUCUAAAAGCUCGCUACUUUUGCAAAAUCCACCACACGUAGCCAAAUUAGCCCCAUAAAUAGUAGAGAGGGCAUGGAGCAGAUCGAACAACACUCAUCGAUCGAUCCUAUCUCAUAAAAAUAAUUUUGAUAAUUAAUCAUGGCGGCACCGGCAUUGGAGCUUCCCUGGGAAUGCCAAGAACCGUGAUUCUGAAGAGCAAGUACAACGGCAAGUACAUCCGCUACACAAACGACCAAAUAGAUGGCCCGUACAGCCGUUAUUUUGUGUUUGUUUAGAAUUGUAUUAAUCAGAUUCUAUAUUCUUGGGACCCAAAAUUUAACGUUGUACACCAAAUGACAAAUUAUAGUCACUUAGGCAGCGUCACCGCUGGAGCGAAACAGUACCCUUAAACUAGCGUUAAUAGUUUAAUACAAUAUCUCAAUAAGUUUCGGAAUCUGAUCAUCUUCUUUAGGGGUACACCUAACUUACCUUUCCUUCCAAGGAGCGGCCGGCUAAAAGGACAAAUUAUGCGUGGGAAUGCCGACCUCGCAGUAUAGUAUUGGUAGAUAAUGACUAAUAAUAAGUGAUUAAUUAACGACCUGACUGACAAUAACAUUAUUUAUAUUUUUGUUUUUAUGCUACAAGUUGAGUUUAUACUUCUAUUUUUUCUUAUAAAUUGUAAGGAAUGUUGAGUACGUAGUCGUGUUGGCCGAAGGACAUAUGUGUCUUUUCAUUGUCUUCGGCUGAAGCUUAAGCAUAACCCUAGGGGAUUAGUCGAAUAGGGUUAUAUAUAUAUAUAUGUAUCUUGUAAUCGGCUGCGUACUAUGAAUACAAGCUGAGAUAGCAUAACUUCUUCGAGGACGUAAGCUCAUUCACAUCGAAUGGGAAGAACCACGUAAAGCUGUGUCUCGUGUUCGUUUUACUUUACGUUAUAGGAUUAUUUCAUGGUAUCAGAGCUGGUGCUCGCAAUCUAGGUCUUCACGAUGAGCGGCGGCGGAACUGGCGAUGUUGUGAUCGGCGGCACCAAUGGAGCAGGAGCUACCAUUGUGAUUCCCGCUACGUUACGUAUCCAAGCAUCGGACAACCCUGGUCAGCUGUUUGUCGGUGAACUGUUGAAUGAUUCCAAUUAUGGGGAAUGGGUUACGGACAUGACCGAAGCCCUAAUCGCAAAGAAUAAACUGGGUAUCGUGGACGGUACUGUUGCUAAGCCGGAAGCGGCAGGAGAAUUGCAAACCGCGUGGUUGCAAUGUGACGCCCUUGUUAAGGGCUGGUUGAAAACAACCAUGGAUAAAGAAGUGAGAAGCUCGAUCCGUUAUGCCAAGACGGCGAGAGAGAUGUGGCUGGACCUAGAGGCGCGAUUUGGAAAGGGAUCUGCACCUCGCGCGUACGAACUUCGGCAGCUGGUGAGUUCGCUGCGUCAAGAGAAACUUUUCGUGUCCACUUUCUUCACCAAGCUCCGCGCGAUAUGGGAGGAAAUGCAGACAAUCACUCCUGUUCCGCGUUGCACGUGUGGACAGUGUACAUGUGAUGUAAGCAAGCAGGUGAUGAAUAACUUGGAGAAUGAAAGGCUUUUUGACUUUCUCAUGGGACUAGGAGAUGUAUUUGGUACGGUGAAGACUCAGAUCCUGGCCAUGAAGCCGACGCCAACGCUUGCUGAAGCCUAUAGGCUUGUUGCUACUGAAGAGCAACAUAAACAGAUUGCAGCGAACCGAAGGCCAACGGUUGAUGCUGCAGCGUUCCAGGUCAAACAAGAGCGCGACGUCUUGGAGUCUGGGAAAAGAGACGAGAGGGGCAGGAGCUCUGAUCGGAAGGAACGUGUUCGAUGUAGCCACUGUCAAAAGACUGGUCACGUAAAAGAAAAUUGCUUCGACUUGAUUGGUUGGCCGGAGAAGAAGCCUCGGCAAGGAGACAGGGAACGCAGCACACGUCCAAACAACUCUCGUGCUGCUCAAUCCUCUGCCGGCGCUGGGGUAAGUAUUCCAGGCCUUAACUCGGAUAAGGUACAACAAUUGCUUCAGUUUCUCAAUGCCAAUGGCGGACAGCCCGCGUCUUCGGAGCCGCAAGUUAACAUGGCAGGUAAUAUUCUUUCCGCAUCUGAAUGGAUCAUCGAUUCGGGAUGCAAUGAGUACAUAACCAAUGAUGAGUCGUUGUUAGAGAACUCCAGUGAAGUACCAGGCUACUUACCGGUCAGUAUUCCGAAUGGGGACAGUGUAACUGUUAAGCGUGUUGGAGAUGUCAGUUUGUCGAAUGGAAUGAAGCUUAGUCGUGUAUUGAGUUUACCACUGUUCAAAUGCAAUCUUUUGUCCGUCAGCAGACUCACUCGGGACUUUGAUGUAGCAUUGACAUUCUUACGCGAUUUUUGCGUCAUCCAGGACUUACACUCCAAGAAGACAAUUGGGACGGGACAACUUCGUGAUUGGCUAUAUUACCUUUGACUGCUUGGAGCCGAGAAGUCCAGUGUCUUGGCCGCUGCUAGCAAUGACGGAGGAAUGGGGGAGCUUUGGCACUCCCGGUUGGGUCACCCAUCACCCAAGAAGACUCCUUUAUCUUUUCGUUCUAUUGAGAAUAAGAGCAAGAAUGAGAC